UGUCGUCUCUGCUUUGUCAAUCAAUUGCAGUCCUUCCCAUAGUCCCACUCCCGCUUUCACUUAGCUCUGGGGAAGAGUUGCAAGACAACCUUAUUAAGGUUUGCCAACUGACUCCCGCGCUCUGGCUUCACUCUCACUUUGGUCCUUCGGGGAGCACGACCUAAGCUUGUUGAGUUGAAUUUGGAUACGAAUUUGUCAAGGUUUUAGGGAUGGCCGGUAGGGAAGUUCGAGAAUACACCAAUCUCACUGACCCAAAAGAUAGGAAAUUGGGGAAAGGAAAGGAUAAAAUUGAUGAUGAAGACAUCACUUUUCAUCGGAUGGUGGCAAAGAUGCAGGAGGUUGCUGGAGAACGGGGAGGUUACCUUCAUGGGCGAGGGGCUUUGGACAGUGAUGACUUGCUCUAUCUUAAGGAACAGAUGGAAGCUGAGGAGGAUGCUGAGCGUCUUCUUCGCCGCACUGAGAAGCGGGCAUUCGCGGCAUUUAAAAAAGCUGCAAGUUUAGUGGAUUCUUCUCCUGCAUCGGUGCCUUUAACACUUCGUGUGGAGCCCAAGCCGAAGAGUGGGAUCAGGCAACAAGAUCUCCUGAAAAACAUUGUGGAGAUCAAACCGAAGCGACAUAGAGUAUCGAGUGAGUCAAGCCCGAACAGUGGAACUCAAUUUGCCCCUGUUUCUACGGCCUCCACUUCAGUGAGUGGGACAAAGGAAUCAAUUCCAAAUAAAGAGCUUUCUCCAUCAAGGUUAAGCACUGGAGAAGUGGAUAGCAAACCAGAGAAACCUGUUAAAAGCUUACUGGGCCUAGCUUAUGAUACUUCCGAUGAUGAGGAAGAUUGAGUGGAGAAUGUUUGGGGUAUAUAUUGUUGCAACAUUUGGGUAUAUAGAUGGGUGCAACAUUUUCUCUUUCAACUGCUUCUUAGAGAGUACCAGCUUAUCUGAGUAAUUUUCUUAGCACAGAGCACUUUU
This is a messenger RNA of Telopea speciosissima, 959 nucleotides long. RefSeq lists its product as uncharacterized. NCBI's taxonomy places the organism in Eukaryota, Viridiplantae, Streptophyta, Magnoliopsida, Proteales, Proteaceae. The transcript has 8 exons. The record is from RefSeq and is a predicted model, not a curated record. The coding region runs from base 210 to 830 and encodes 206 amino acids.